Molecule: messenger RNA, 1798 nt
Organism: Thalassophryne amazonica
Lineage: Eukaryota; Metazoa; Chordata; Actinopteri; Batrachoidiformes; Batrachoididae
Gene: phf6
Product: PHD finger protein 6
Exons: 11
Coding region: 172-1266 (364 amino acids)
Cellular component (GO): nucleus
Source: RefSeq, a predicted model, not a curated record
AGUUGCACGUCCUUGUUGUAAUGGCGGACUUGACGGUGGUCUGUAAACCAAACCAUCGGUUGUGAAGGACGGAAAGAAACCGAGUCGUUUCCCGGGACACUUUUACGUCUGUUGUGCCGCCUGAGGCCCGUAAAGUCCCCGCGGCAGCUGAGAGACAUAAAACAUUUUACCAUGUCGGGACUGAGGAAAGGAGCUGCAGCCCGGUUGCCUAAAUGUGCCUUCUGCAGAACCAGUCGGGAGAAGGAGUGUGGUCAGCUGCUGGUGUCUGACAGCCAGAAGGUGGCAGCCCAUCAUAAGUGCAUGCUUUUUUCUUCUGCCCUGGUCACAUCUCACUCAGACAGUGACAACAUCGGGGGAUUUUCCAUUGAGGAUGUGAAAAAAGAGAUCAAGCGAGGGAAUAAACUGAUGUGCUCUUCGUGUCACCGACCCGGUGCAACAAUUGGCUGUGACGUGAAAACAUGUCGUAGGACGUAUCACUACUAUUGUGCCGUGAAAGACAAGGCCCAGAUCAAAGAGAAUCCCUCACAAGGAAUUUACCUUGUUUACUGUCGGAAACACAGAGAUGCUUCUCAAGGUGCCAUUCAAGAUGAAGAGGGAGGUGUGGCCAACGAUUCAGACUCCUCCCCUCCACAAAACAGGGGAAGAGGCAGAUUUGAAAAAGGAAGAACCAAGACCGGAUCCCGUAGUCAGUCUGAAGACACUCGCUCCACCUCAUCCCAAGCAGCAGAUGAGGAGAGCUCCUCCCACCGGGACAGGUCACCGCUUAGAACCAGCCCAGGAGAUGGCGGCCAGCGCUGUGGCUUUUGCCAUUCUGGAGAGGAAGAAAAUGAAAUGAGGGGUAUGCUUCAUACUGAUAACUCCAAAAAAGUUGCUGCACACUACAAAUGCAUGCUCUUUUCCUCAGGGACAGUACAGCUAACCACAACUUCACGGGCUGAAUUUGGAAACUUUGAUGUAAAAACAGUCAUUCAGGAAAUCAAGAGGGGUAAAAGAAUGAAGUGUACACUCUGUAGUCAGCUGGGUGCUACUAUUGGGUGUGAAAUUAAGGCAUGUGUGAAGACCUACCACUAUCACUGCGGCCUCCAGGACAAAGCCAAGUAUAUUGAAAACAUGGCACGCGGUAUUUACAAACUUUACUGCAAGAACCACAGUGGUAAUGAGGAGAGGGAUGAGGAAGAUGAAGAACGAGAGAAUCGCAGCAGAGAGAAGGCAGCAGCCAACCACGGGGCAGCGCUGCAGUCAACAACGCAAGUCAAUGGCAACUAGGCUGGCCUGAUGGGUGUCUGUCAGGAGGACAAACUGAAACAUAAAAAGAUGAGGGAGAGGCAUUUUUUACACUUCAGUCUUAAACUACUCACUCAUGUUUUGGCCUAUAAUUCCCCUCCCAUUUUUUUUUUUUUUUUGAGUAAUUGGACACAGUCACAGUGUGCACCAGAUGUUAUCUUCAUGAAUCCGUAUUUCCAGUAGAGUUGGGUGAGUUUUUCAGCUCUGUAGGACUCUGUACAGAACAAAGGACUGCUGCGGGACAUUUAAAAGCCUUGGUGAUUGUUGUGGGUUCACCUGCAGAUACACGUUAUUGCUGCACGGACGAGACGAACAGACUGAGGUGGAUUAUCACUCACUGCCCAUGACCCACUCUGCCUGAAGACAGUUUCCCUCCUUGGCGUCUAAAGGACUCUCUUUUUAAAAAAGAGUCUGUUUGUUACUGUCUCUGUAUGAAGAUGUGCAGUUUGAAUAAUUCUGUUCUGUAACUGUCUUAAAAAAAAAUUCUCUUUUUGUGUUAGCCUUUCUUUCUUGA